Heterobilharzia americana is the source of this 1102-nucleotide messenger RNA. NCBI's taxonomy places the organism in Eukaryota, Metazoa, Platyhelminthes, Trematoda, Strigeidida, Schistosomatidae. The record is from the annotation of a GenBank genome assembly.
GAAGUUUGAAGUUCAGACACUAGUUUCGCGCGCGAGGGCGGACUAAAUAUCUGCGUUGUCAGGCGCCCGUCAUACUGGUUUUUAGUUUUAACAUCACCAUACCGUUCACUUCUUUGUUAUAAUUGAGCAUAAGCUGAGUCUUCUGACGUGCGUUCCCGUGUUUUUCUCGACGUUUUUGGUAACAAUUUAACGUCAAGAAAUUAAUGGGUUUCUUUCAUCUCGCUAACUGUCUGGCUCUGGCAACUGGACCUCAUUUGUUGGUGUACAAAUCAACUGGGAUGCGAGAGAAUGAAGCAUUCUGGAGUUGUUGCAAAAUCGCAUGUCUUUACGCACUUACGCAGAUGCUAAAGUUCUUUUUGGUGACAUUGACUCCCCACUACUACUUGUCCUCGAUACUUGAUUCUACUACAUUCGACGUUUUCGGGGUCAUACUGGAAAUUAUAGUUAUAAGCAUGAUCGUGCGCGGGUCACUGUGCAGAAAUGAGUUCGGUGUUAUCGCAUCCAGUUUAGGUUGGUCAAUUUCAUCAUUAGUUGCAACAAAGUAUGUCCUCAUUUGGGUUGGUACACGUGGGCUAGAAUUUGACUGGAGCUACUUGUGUUUGAGUUAUGAGGCGAACCUGGACUUGGUUGAUACAUUUGUGGUGUUCUACGCCAUCUGGUUGCUGUCACGUCGAUCAGGCCCGGCAUGGAGCACAUCAUUGGGGCUUAUUGUUAUAAUCUCAGCCCCAGUCAAAAGUGUAUUCUUUACAUUCUCUCGUAAAAUUGAGAGCACCGUUGUAGCUCUCUUAAUGAGAACUGUUAUUUGUGUUGUUUUGGGCAUCACAACGAUCAUUUUACGAUCACAGAGACAUGCUGAUCGGGCUGAAUCGCAGGGUCUUUCAACUUUAAUACGUAUGCUUCAACAACUAACAGCGGGGCGGCAUCCUUUUACGUACAAAAGUCGAGAUUCAAAAUCCAACCCAUCAGUAUUUAUCAAAAGCGUCAAAUGAAGAGCAGCGUUUAUUUACAUACGAAGUCUUUCCACUGCGCAACCUGCAAGUUAAAAAGUGUUUAUUUUAGUGGUAUUAAUAUGCAACGUAAAUAUAUUUCAACUAAAAACAAA